AUGUGUACUACUUGGCGGCGCCGAAGAAACAAAGGCACGUCUAACCCGGUGUGCACGCAGUGCUCACCGUGCGCGGAAGGCGAUUCGUUUGAGGUGUCUGCGUGCUCUGCGACUGCCGAUACGCAGUGCCAGUCGUGCACCACAUCCUCCGACUGUGACCUCAACCAGUACCUCUCGCAGCCCUGCACGCUGUCGACCGAUGGCGUGUGCACACGCUGCACACAGGUGGGCGACUGCGACUCUGGCUUCUACCUCGACGGCGUGUGCACAGAGACGCAGGACGCCUCGUGCCAGCCAUGCCACCCGAGCUGCACAGAGUGCGAGGACGGCACUGCGCAGGGCUGCACCGCCUGCCCCGAGACGCUUGCGCUUGAUCGCAUUGGCUUUGGUAACGUCGGUUCCUGCGUCAGCUCGUGCCCGCCCGGCCAGGCUGAGGAUGUGGCAGCCAACACGUGCGAAAACUGUGACAGCAGCUGCGCCACGUGCUCUGCGCCUGGCGACGCCACCAAGUGCACCUCGUGCACGGGUGUCCUCUUCCUCACCCCGAGUGGCACCUGUUCCUCAUCCUGCCCAGCUGGCAUGUACGGCAACGCCACCACCAACACCUGCGUGUCCUGCACCGCCUGCGACACGUCCUCCUCCUACGAGAGCAGCCCGUGUGGCGGCACAGACAACCGCGUAUGCUCCGACCUCACCAUGUGCCCGCCAGGAACACACGUGAUUCAGCAGCCAACAGCAACCAGCGACCGUCGCUGCGGUGAUUGCGGAGAAGGCACGUACCAGCCAGCCUCCAACCAGGCCAUCUGCAUUGUUUGGGCCGAGUGCCACCCGCAGGAGCAGUACGAGUCUGUCGCGCCAACAUCCACCUCCAACCGCGUGUGCACAGAUCUCACAGAGUGCACACCUGGUGCCGAGUUCCAGCUCACCGCGCCCACUGAGACUUCGGAUCGCGUCUGCAAGGCCCUCACCACGUGCAAGGCCAACCAGUGGCAGUCCAUGGCUCCAACAGCGACCACGGACCGCCAGUGCACAAACUUGACCGUGUGCGCUGCAACCGAGUACCAGUCCAUGGCUCCCACAGACACAUCUGACAGGCAGUGUGAACCCAUCACCCAAUGCCAGGCGCACGAGUACGAGAAGACGGCUGCCACCCCCUUCAGCGAUGCUGUGUGUGAGGCCAUCCGCAACUGCACGCAGAACGAGUACCAGACACAAGCGCCAACAGCCACGUCCAACCGCGCGUGCGCUCCGCUCACCACAUGCGACUUUGAGACGCAGUACAUCUCCACGCCGGCCACCCCAACCUCCAACCGCGUGUGCUCCGCCCUGCGCUCGUGCUUCCAGCACGAGUUUGAGUCGCAGCCGCCAACCACAACCACCAACCGCGCGUGCACGGAGUGCGCCAUGUGCGGCUCCACGCAAUACGAGCGCGCAGACUGCACCGCCAACACCAACCGCGUGUGCGAGGACCUCACCCAGUGCAAGGCGUCGCAAUUUGAGGCCGUGCUUGCCACCCUCACCUCGGAUCGCGAGUGCAGCAACUGCACUGUCUGCGGAGACAACAGCUACACCGUGAGCCCGUGCAGCAACGUCGCCGAUACCGUUUGCGAUGGCUGCACCACCUGCCCCAUGGGCUCGUUUGCUGCCGCAGCGUGCACCGCGACCAGCGACACAGACUGCCAGGCGUGCGCCACGUGCGACGCAGGCUUUUUCGUCUCCUCGCCCUGCACACAGGGCUCGAACACGCAGUGCACGCGCUGCACCACGUGCCAGCCGGACGAGUACCAACAGGUGGCUUGCUCGGCCAGCGCCGACGCCCUGUGCCAGACCAUCACCAACUGCACCCAGUCCCAGUACCAGGUGAGCGCGCCCACGGCCACCACCAACCGCGUGUGCAGCGCUGUGCGCGAGUGCACCGCUGGGCAGGAGUACGAGACGCAGGCUCCGACGGCCACGUCCAACCGCGCCUGCGCCCCGCUCACCACAUGCGACUUUGAGACGCAGUUUGAAUCGCAGGCGCCAACAGCAACGAGCAACCGCGUGUGCACGCCGCUGUCGUCGUGCGACGCUGAGACGCAGUACGAGACCCAGGCACCGACACAGACGUCUGAUCGCGAGUGCGAGGGCCUGGCGACGUGCGUUGCGGGCGAGUUUGUUGCCACGCAGCCCACGCCGACGUCGAACCGCGUGUGCGCCAGCUGCCCCGCAGGCACGACAGACCAUGACAGUGACAGCGAGACGGCGUGCGUUGCGUGCCCGGCGGGCCACUUUUCAAGCGCAGGCUCCAUCGGCCCUUGCUCGCUGUACAUGUGCCCUGCUGGCACCGCCGACACGGACAACAGUGCCAGUACCCCAUGCGAGGCGUGUGAUGGCACUUCGUCGUUCCAGCCCGCAGCGGGCCAGGCCGCAUGCUUGCAGGCGACCACGUGUGUGGCUGGCGAGGAGGAGCAGGACGCGCCAACCGCCGUGAGCAACCGCGAGUGCAGGCCAUGCCAGCUCGGCGUCACGUACAAGGCACAGCCGGGCCAGAACACCACCUGUGCAGCGGUGCGCACCUGCUUGGCUGGGGAGGAGCAGACGCUUGCGCCCACCCUCUCCUCCAAUCGCGUGUGCACCACGUGUGGCCCCGGCACCUUCAAGGCCGCUGCUGGCCAGGCCCACGGUCUUGCAUCGCCACCCAGAACCUGCGCCCCAGGCUUCCAGGAGUCUGUUGUGCCGACACCGGCGAGUGAUCGCCAGUGUGAGGCGUGCCCUACCGGCACCUUCAAGUCCACCACGGGCCAGGCCACUUGCACGGCCCACGCCACGUGCGACACCGACACGCAGUACCAGACAAAGGCGCCUACCACGUCGACCAACCGCGAGUGCGGCCCGCUCACAGACUGUGGAACCGGCGAAUGGGAGGAGCGUGCACCAACAGCAACGAGCGACCGCGUGUGUGAGCUGUGCGACUCGUGUGAGGAUGAGGGCCUGACACAGGCCACCGCUUGCACGGAGACCGCCAACACCGUGUGCGAGAACUGCGACACGUGCAGCCCGGGCUUUUUCGUGUCGUCGCCGUGCACGUCCGUGUCUCAGACUGAGUGCAUGGAAUGCGCAGAGUGCGGUGCCGACCAGUACCAGACACAGGAGUGCCGCGUGUCGACAAACACACAGUGUACACCGCUGACCACGUGCACCGCGAGCCAGUAUGAGACAGUUGCUCCCACUGACACCUCCGACCGCGAGUGUGCUGCGCUGACAACGUGUGUCGUUGGGCAGUACGAGUGCGUGGUGCCCACGGAAACCUCCAACCGGCAGUGCUGCGCCAUUGCUCAGUGCGACGUGGGCGAGGAGGAGGCCGUGGCGCCAACAGCGACCAGCAACCGCCAGUGUCAAAACUGUACAGCCGGCACCACGGACGACGAUGCCAACGGCGCAACACCAUGUGUGCAGUGCCCAGCCGGCACGUUUGUGCCCGAGGGCCGCACCGGCGACUGCAGCGCAUACCGCUGUGCACCGGGCACUGUCGACGCCGACCAGCUGCCCAGCACGGCAUGCACCCCUUGCAGUAGCGGUGUCUCGUUUGCACCGACAUCUGGUCUCACGGCGUGUGUUGCCGUGUCGGACUGCCCCGCCGGCGAAGAGGAGUCUGUGCAGCCCACGCUCUCCAGCGACCGCGUGUGCACCGUGUGUGCUGCGGGCACCUUCAAGGAGGACGCUGGUCAGGACGACUGCAUGACAGCAUCGACGUGUGCAUCAGGCACGCAGUACGUUGCCCAACCGCACACGCCCACCAGCAACACCGUCUGCGCCAACGUGACGCAGUGCACAGCCACCCAGUACCAGACGGUUGCUCCCACAACCAUGUCUGAUCGCCAGUGCCGCAACCUGACGGUGUGCGAGGCCAACGAGUACGAGACUCGUGCCCCCACCGCCACCACGGACCGUCAAUGCGCCACCGUUCGCGCCGCGUGCAGCAUGGACGAAUUCGAGAGUGCUGCGCCGACGGCCACCAGCGACCGCGAGUGCACGCAGCUCACGACGUGCCGCGCGCAGCAGUACGAGGCACGCGCACCCACGCCUUCAACGGACCGUGAAUGCAUCUACUGGACAAACUGCACAGCAGCCCAGUUCCAAGUCACCGCACCCACAUCGGUGUCGGACCGCGUGUGCGCCAACCUGACAGUGUGCACUGCCACUCAAUUCGAGGCCGUUGCUCCCACAACCACAACAAACAGGGUGUGUGAGGCGUGCACGGAUUGCCCUGGGGGCACGCACUACGAGAUGACCCCCUGCACGGCGUCUGCGGAUGCCACCUGCGCCAUGUGCAGCACGUGCAGCGGAGACACGUACGCCUCAGCAGCAUGCAGCGAGACGGAUGACACCACAUGCACUGCAUGCACGCAGUGCGUUGACGGCAGCACGUUUGAGUCUUCGCCGUGCUUGGCGCAUGACGACCGCGUGUGCCUGCCCUGCACCGUGUGCAACGUCACAGAGUACAUUGAGCAGACGUGCAGCGCAACCAGCGACACGCAGUGCCUGCCGUACACGACGUGCGACCUGGACCAGUUUGAGUCGCAGGAGCCCACGCGCUUCCAGGACCGCGUGUGCACGCAGCACACCAUGUGCACCCCGGAUGUGCAAUACGAGAUUGUGGCCCCGACUGCCACCACGGAUAGGCAGUGCGAUGACCUGAGCACGUGCACGGCGCAGCAGUACAUCAGCACCGCGCACACGGCCACUAGCGAUCGCGUGUGCAGCGCGCUGCGCCAGUGCACGUCGUCUGAGUUUGAGCUUGUUGCGCCCACAACGACGUCCAACCGCGUGUGCCAGCGCCUCACGGUGUGUGACCCGGAGACAGAGUACGAGAGCGUGCCCGCAGGGCCAGCGCGUGACCGCGUCUGCGCGCCCCUCACCGUCUGCUCGCCACUGGAGUACGAGAGCGUCGCACCCACGCCGACGAGCAACCGCCAGUGUGAGGAGCAGGUCCUGCCCCCGCUUUCACCGCUCGCCAUAUUCUCUGCCUCUGGCGGCCUUGCGCUGACGUCCGAGACCACAUACGCAGAGAGCACUUCUGCCCAGACCGCCGUCCUGCUCCAGGGCACCACAAACGGCGAGGAGGGCACGGGCCCCGUGUUCUCCGCCUCUGUUGGCGAGGCGUCCACCUCGGCCUCGCUCGAGACGACCCGCCCAGCGCCGGCGGCUGUGCGCUUUGAGCUCGCCGCCGCAGGCACCAUCUACGAGGACGACCCGUGGGUCCGCGGUGUGCUGCAGGUUUCGACGCCAGCCAACGUGGUGCCCCGCGCCACGGCCAUGGACGUGACCGUCCGCCUCGACGCCGAAAACGCUACCUCCGUCUCCUGCACCACCAACGCCCACGGGCUGUGCUCCUUUGCGCUGCGCGUGCCGAGGGGCUGGUACACGCCCGGCGUGGACGCCACGGCCAAUGUGACGUUCGCCUUCCAGGAGGCCGCGCUGCAGGGCGCCGUCGCCGUUCAGGGUCAGUCCAGCCGUCUCGUGACGCUUGCGUCCUCGGCCGUGUUUGUGCCAGACAACGACGUGUACGUGCGCCUGCCCAACCGGGACGUCCGCGCGGGCGAGACGCUCGAGCUGGAGGUGCUCUCACGCACCGCGUUCCCCAUUGCCUCGUUCGCCGCCGUCGUCACCACCUCGGACGACUCGCGCCUGCGCGUGAACAGCCUCGGCCUCGACUUUGCCUCGUGGACCGGCACCAGCAAGGCGCCCUCCACCACCUCCGCAGCCGUGCUGGGCAUUGCCUCUGCCUCUGCCCGCCUCUCCGGGCCAGCGGGCGGCGACCAGCUCCUCUUCACCAUCAGCGUCUCCGUGCCUGCGAGCGCCACCCCUGGCCAGGCCAGUAUCGACAUCAUCCUGCACUCGCUGGACAACGCCAAGGGCGAGGGCAUCCGCCCUGGUGACCGCGCGCUGCCGGCCCGCGUCGUGUUUGUCGACCGCCAGGGCGCGGACGCCACCAACCAGGGCGUUGUCACCGUCAGCGGCGCUCAGAGCCAGAGCAUCUUCGCCGCCCCCGUCUCCACGCUCCUCGCAUACACGCCCACCAUCUCUGGCGUGGCUGCCCUGCACCACGUGGAGCUGUUCACCAUGCGCGAGUCUGGCGGCCUGGAGGCCCUGGAUGCGGCCGACGUCACCUGCUCCUCCUCGCACCCGGCCGUCGUGGACGUCACCCCCACGUGCCACCUCAAGCUGGGCGCCUCCAGCGACCUCAACGCCUACGCCGCCACCAUCACCGUGACGCUCGAUGCCGACGCCGGCGUGACCACCGCCUUUGACGUGCGCGUGCUGCGCCCUGCCCUGCCUGUGCAGCUGACUGUGGAUGACGCCGAGCUCAACGCCGUGACCGGCUGGCUGGACGAGUCGAGCAACUGCCGCCAGCUGUACCAGAAGACCCGCGUGCGCGCGUUUACCAGCUUUUCCGACGACAGCGGCCUCGUGGUUGACAACAUUGAUGUGACCAAAUACGUGACGAUGCACGUGAGCAACGACGGCGUGGCCACGCUGUCCACACCCACGCACGCCGGCCACGACUUUGCCGGCGUGUAUGUGCAGGGCUUCCAGCCAGGCACCGUGCAGGUGUCGACCACCGUGCAAGGCCUUGCCUCCUCCGUCUCCGUGGUCGUGUCCAGCACCCCCGUCGUCGCCACCCGCCUCGACAUCACCCCCGUGGUCAGCCUGGGCUUCUCCCCUGCCCUGCCCUCGGAGCUUGCGUCGCAGGCCGCCCUCGCUGCCACGCUGCAGGUCUCCAGCACCUUCACCGCCACCAACCAGCACGCGCCCGUUGGCGCCAGCGUCGUUCUGUCGGACGCCACCCGCUUGGAGCUUACCGCAGCCGAUGGCGUGCGCCUCGUCUCCGAUGACGCGGAGGUUAUCGAGGUGCAAGGUCUGGCCCUCGUGGUUCGCUCCCAGGUGCAGACGGCCAGCGUGCCCGUGCUUGACGCGUCCUGGUCGUCGGGCGCCUGUGCUGCGCAGCCCAUCAUCUCCCGCGCCGUGCCCGUGUCGCUGAGCCUGCCCACCGUCGCCAGCAUUGCCGCGUCCACGGAGCGCACCGUGCUUGCUGCCCCGGACAGCGCUGCAGCGGCCGCGCCGUUCAUGCACGCGUCUUCCACGCCCGUUUUGCUCACCGCCACGCUCACCGGCGGCGCCCGCCUGGACCUCGACGAGACAGACAGCCUCGACAUUGUGUCGCCCUCCGAGCUGGCUGUCACGGAGACGUCGACGGGUCUCCUCGUCACAGUGGCCAGCGGCGCCGCGCCGGGCGUGUACCACGCCAUGGUCACCUACGAGACGGCCAGCACCAACAUCAGCAUCUCCGUCGUGGAUGUUGCCGCCCUGCACGUCACAUGCCGCCUGCACGCCAACGGCCACACGUCACAGGCCGAGGCUGGCGUGGUUGCCUCACUCGCGCCCUUCCAAGGCCUCAGCCCGGCCACGUUCCAGGCGUGCGCCGUGGACGUGCGCGGUGUGCUCAGCACAGAUGGCGGCGCCACGGCCGUGCAGACCACCGACGACGUGGCUGCCAGCGCAACCAUCUCUGCCGUCAGCGGUGCGCUUGCCGUGACGGGCACGAUCGUCUCCGUGGCCAGCCCGACAUCGCCCGUGCUUGGCCAGGCCGCCGUGGACGUCUCCGUUGUCGGUGUGACGACGCAGCUCACGCUCACCGUGUCCUCGACGCCGGUGUCCGUUGCCAGCGCCACCCUCACCUUCCCCUCGCAGCUGCGUGGACUCGCGCAGACGACGUCCGUCACGCCAGAGGCUGCCGUCACCUUCUCGGACAGCAGCGUCUUCGACAGCGCCGCGGUCCUGCCUGCCGGCCUGGUUGAGUUUAUGCUGGAGGAGCCGGCGCCGCUUGGCGCGACCGGUGCAUCUGCCAGCUUGCUGAGCGCAGCCACGGGCGAGGUGCGCCUGCUCGGCAACAGCGUCGAGAGGUUGUCGCUCUUCCUGGUCACCGUGGACGCUACGUCGCCCGUGGUCCUGGCAGAGGCCUCGUUUGCCUGUAACCUGCUGCCUGCCGAGGGCGAGGUGGACUUUGGCGUCAACAGCGGGCUUGCCCUGUCCGGCGCCACCGCGGGCUCGCUGCUCAGCUUUGAGGUGCGCGCCAACGCCGGCUCCGCGGACAUUGACCGCCUCGUGUUUGACGUCCUCUUCAACGCGUCGCUCGUGGACUUUGUCACGGCGGGCGCCGGCUCGGACUUUGUUGGGGCCGUGAACGCCUUCUCGUCCACGCUGCCGCAGGAGGAGCAGGCCGCCUUUGCCACGCACUUUGUGCGCGUGACCGCAGAGCCCAACGCCGGCGUGUCUGGCGUGCCCCACAUUGCCACCAUCACCUUCACCGUCAAGGCCGACACGGCUGAUGAGCAGGUCUUCUUCGCUGGCCGCGUGGCUGCCUUCACCUCCCGCGCAGGCGGCGCCAUUGCCGUGGGUGCGUCCGAGUCCACGCCCAUCGUCUCACCCGCCGCGUCCAUCUCCACGGUGAUUGAGGCGCCCUCGGUGAUGAACCGUCGCCGCCGCCGCCGUCGUCGUGACGUGGCCACCACGGCCUGCCCGACCCCGCCGUGCGCCGUGUGCCCGAACGGCGACACGCACCAGACAGGCGAUGUCAACGCCGACUGCGUGUUCACCCUCGACGACGUCACCUUCUUCAUGGACGCGUACCUCGAGACGCUGCUUGACCCCAACUACUUCAGCACGCUGCUUCCUGUACAGCAGGAGCAGCUCGAUGCGGACCAGGACGGCACCAUCGGCGUUCUGGACGUGGAUCUCCUGUCCCGCGUGCUCUCCAAGGACGUGCGCUUUGUGCGCGACGUCAUGGUUCAGCCCGUGGACACGAGCAACGGCUGCCGCCUCGAGGUUGCGGUGCGCGUGUUUGGCGCCGGCAACGUGCCCGCCCUGCCCGGCUCGACGCACGUCUUCUUUGACGUGGAGUCCAUGUCCGCUGGCUUUGACACCCUGUUUGAUGCGUCUGUGGUCGAGGUUGGCCAGCGCAUCAACGUGGACAAGGGCUCGAGCUCGCUGCAGGGUGGCCUGUGGCAGGCGGCGCACCUCGGCGGCGACGUGUACGGUGUCGUCGUGCGCACCCCCAUUGCCUCGGAGGACAUGCACGGCAUCACCGUGUUCCAGCUGACCAGCGUCAACACCACAAGCGGCAGCGGCGGCUUUGUUGGCGUGAGCACCGACGCGCUCAGCUUCACCUGGAGCGGCCCGCGCGUGCCGCCCUUCAACUUUGCCGGGUACGACUUUGAGCUGACGGUGCCAACGAUGCCGCCGUUCCAGUUUGUGCGCACGGCCGGCUACAACCCGUUUGCCACGUUCACCAACGAGCAGGCGACGGCGAGCUGCCACGCCACAACUUCGUGCACGGCAUCCGAGUACGAGACGGCGGCCCCGACAGCCACGUCCAGCGCCGAGUGUAUGCCCAUCAGCACCUGCGACGCAGAGGAGUACGAGACGGAGGCGCCCACGGCAACCACGGACCGCGAGUGCGUGAACCGCACCGUGUGCAACGUGCCCGUCGAGUACCAGUCGUCUGCCGGCAACGCCACGGCCGACCGCACGUGCACCAACGUCACCGUGUGCCUGGAGGGCGAGAUUGCGCUGCUGGAGCCCACGCCCACCUCGGACCGCGUGUGCCGCCUCGACGCGCCCUGCGACUACAACAUGUACGAGAGCGUGCCCCUCACCCUGACCACGGACCGCGUGUGUCUGCCCGUGUCCGAGUGCGACCCGGGCUUUGAGGAGACGGCGGCGCCCACGGCCACGUCUGACCGCGAGUGCUCCCUCAUCGACUACUGUGCAAACGACCCCUGCCAGAACAACGCCACGUGCGUCAGCUCCACGCAGCUGCUCACCUUUGUGUGCAACUGCCCUCCGGGAUUCACGGGCACGAUGUGCGAGUAUGCCGACGCGUGCGGUUUGCUCGGCGAUCAGAACCCGUGCGCGCCGGGCUCGCAGUGUGUGAAUGACGCCGGCGGCAUCCGCUGCGAGUGUGCGUUGGGCCAGGCGUGUGGGUGCUGCGACGGCUUUACCUUCCUGUCCUGCUCCCUGCAGACGCUGCCGGACACGGGCUCGUACUGCUCCGACCCGGCGACGGUGGCCGAGGACCUGGACAACCUGCAGUCGCGGCAGCAGCAGCAGAGCAGCGCCACUGGCGAGUCGCUGGGCAUCAUUGUCGGCGGCGUGCUGGGCGGCCUUGCGCUGCUGGUGCUGGCGGUGCUGGCGGUGACGUCGCUUCGCCGCCGCAGCCGCGACAAGUCUGAGGCGCUGGUCAAGUACGAGCAGGAUCCAUUCAGCGGCAUGCUCACCAGCAUGCGCAACCCCGUGUUUGCGCCGGCGUCGCAGUACCUGGCGGCGUUCAAGCGCGUGGUGUGCUUCUCGUUCCUGCGCUACAACAAGGACCUCGUGCUGACGGAGCCUGCGGAGGAGCUGGGCACGGUGUACGACAUUCUCAUGGUGCCGCGCCCGCCCAAGCGCACGCUGCCCACGCUCAAGGAUGACACAAACAUGUUCAUGGAGGCCAAGGUCUCCGAGAACGAGCGCUCGCUCGACGAGGUGGUGGACUUCCUGAGCCUGGCUCUGGCGGACCUGGUCAUGGAGGAGGCCAUCGACACGGCCGCCAAGGAGCAGAGCAACGGCACGCGCCCGUACCGCGCCAACGUGCCCAACGACGCCUCUGGGCUCAUCCCGAAGCGCUGGGCGGCGUACCUGGACCCGAUUACGGGCCAGGUGGAGGAGCCCGCGUACGAGGACGCCAGCCUGCUGCGCGGCGAGUUUGAGGACGACGAGUUUGCUGUCGACGGCAGCGUGAGCCCGCUGACGUUUGCGCAGGCGGAGCGCUUCCUGGCGCGCCGCGUGACCAUGCGCAAGUCGCAGAUGCAGCGUGGCGGCGCCCGCGACAACGCGUUUGUGUACGACAUGGGCGCCUUCAGCGGCGACGACGACAACGAUGAGACAUACUCCACGGCCAACAUGGGUGACGAGCCCGAGCGCAUGUACGAUGUCGGCAGCAGCGACGGCUUUGGCGAGCCCGUGUACGACGAGGGCGACGGAGAAGGCGGCGUGCAGGACACGUAUGCCUUUGCCAGCAACCCUGCUGCACUGGAUGACCUCGAAGACUUCGCGGACGAGGAGGCCACGUACGACAUGGCAGACGCCGACACGCAGAACGCGGUGCGCCGUGGCAAGUCCAAGAAGGAGAUUGAGGCCAUGUACUCGCGCGCCAACAAGGCGUCGGUGCGUGAGCCCAACUACGACAACGCCGCACCAGGCAUGCCUGGCGAGCACGACGACGACGACUACGACAGCGCCAACAACCUCGGCCUCUCCGACGAGGAGGAGGACGGCGGGCCAGACUACGACAACACACUGCCCUCCGGGACGUACGAUGUGCGCACGAUGCUUACCUCUGGGCUGAACGAUGACGGCGAUGAUGAUGGUGCAGAGCCACAAUACCUUGGCGGCAACGGUUCGCGGCGCCGCGGGUCGGAGCCCGAGCCUGUGUACGACCAAGGGGAUGGCGAUGUGCUGGGCGCGCUGCCAAGCUUCGACGAGCCAGACUACGACCUCGGCAACGAGGCACCCGGCGCAGAGGAGAGCGGCGAGCGCGACCCUGCGUACGACAUGGCCACCGCUGAGGGCGACUCUGCCGGUGACACGACGGGCCUGAUGAACACGGACCCGGACUACGACAUUGGCGACGCCCCUGCGCAGGAAGAGGAAGGCCUCGUCAGCGAGCUGUUUGAUGAUGAAGAGGAGCACGAGCCCACGUAUGCGUUUUCUCAGCCACGCAACACCUCUGUGCGUCCCCGCGCCCUGCGCAGCCUUCACGGCCGCACCCGCCCCGAAUCCCUUGACGGCUCCAGCAUCUAG
Messenger RNA from Salpingoeca rosetta, 11880 nucleotides. RefSeq lists its product as uncharacterized. Gene Ontology annotation, biological process: polysaccharide catabolic process. The coding region runs from base 1 to 11880 and encodes 3959 amino acids. The transcript is spliced from 9 exons. NCBI's taxonomy places the organism in Eukaryota, Choanoflagellata, Craspedida, Salpingoecidae. The record is from RefSeq and is a predicted model, not a curated record. Gene Ontology annotation, molecular function: calcium ion binding; protein binding.